AUGAGGCUUCUUACCCGGCAAACUGCAUAUACGACCGCAAGAACCGCCCUUUUAAACAAAACAACACUCUCCAGCUUCAGCCGUGCUGGCGUUUCAACACUUCACGCCAAGAUCAACAGCCCGCCUCCAAGAAUCGUCAAAAGUCAAGGAUGUUGGUUAGAAACAGACCAAGGUCAUCGAAUUCUGGAUGCAUCUUCAGGUGCAGCUGUUGUAUCGAUCGGGCAUAAUGAAUCGCGAGUCAAGGAUGCCAUUGCUGUUCAAUUGGAUCAGGUAGCAUAUUGUUACAACCCAUUCUUCACGACAGAAGCAGCAGAGAAGAUUUCUAGCUUCUUGACUGAGUCUACCAAUGGGGCUAUGUCGAAGGUUUUCAUCGUCAGCUCAGGCACUGAAGCUGUUGAAGCAGCUCUGAAGAUCGCUCGUCAGUACUUUACAGAGCUACCAACACCACAACCAUCCAGGACGAAAUUCAUUGCUCGAAAGCAAUCUUAUCAUGGAAACACUCUUGGAUCGUUGGCUGUGGGAGGCCAUAAGGCCCGACGUGGAGUGUACGAACCAAUCCUUGCAACCAAUGUCUCUCAUGUUUCUCCAUGCUAUCCUUAUCGAGAGAUGAAAGCAGACGAAACAGAACAGCAAUAUGUUCAACGUUUAGCUAAGGAGCUAGACGACGAGUUCCAGCGCGUCGGUCCCGAUACUGUUUGUGCGUUUAUCGCUGAAACAGUAUCUGGAACAUCAUUGGGUUGUGCGCCUCCGGUUACUGGGUACUUCAAGGCUAUCAAAGAAGUAUGCGAUCGUCACGGUGCUCUUCUGAUUAUGGAUGAAGUCAUGUCUGGAAUGGGAAGAACUGGCACGCUACAUGCUUGGGAGCCGGAGGGUGUAGUGCCAGAUCUACAGACUGUUGCAAAAGGACUGGGGGCUGGCUACAUGCCCGUGGGAGCCUUACUUGUUGGUAACAAAGUUGCAGAUGCUCUUGCUAACGGGUCAGGAGCUUUCUCUCACAGUCAAACUUAUCAGGGCCAUCCUGUUGCAUGUGCAGCCGCGUAUGCUGUGCAGACUGUUAUGAGAGAAGAUAAUAUGCUGCAAAAUGUGCAGAAUAUGGGGAAAGUACUGGGUGAGAAGCUUAAAGAGAGGCUAGGAGGUCACAAGAAUGUGGGAGAUGUCCGUGGAAGAGGGCUUUACUGGGGGUUGGAAUUUGUUCGGGAUAAAGAGACAAAGGAGCCUUUUGAUCUGAGCGAACAAGUGGCUGGAAAGUUGCACAAGGCUGGUCUAGGAGCUGAUCAUGGCAUUUCAUUGAUUCCAAGUACCGGCUGCCUUGAUGGUGUUCGAGGAGAUAUGGCGAUCGUCUCACCUCCUUUUACAAUCACAAAGGAGGAGAUCGAGAUAUUAGUUGACAAGGUCGAGAAAGUAGUUAUUUCUGUCCUGGGCGCAUAG
This is a messenger RNA of Fusarium subglutinans, 1428 nucleotides long. RefSeq names its product ARG8-acetylornithine aminotransferase. The transcript is spliced from 3 exons. The record is from RefSeq and is a predicted model, not a curated record. Lineage: Eukaryota; Fungi; Ascomycota; Sordariomycetes; Hypocreales; Nectriaceae. The coding region runs from base 1 to 1428 and encodes 475 amino acids. Gene Ontology annotation, cellular component: cytosol. Gene Ontology annotation, molecular function: transaminase activity; pyridoxal phosphate binding.